This is a messenger RNA of Mus pahari (shrew mouse), 1790 nucleotides long. It is a transcript of the gene B4galt7, whose product is annotated as beta-1,4-galactosyltransferase 7. Bases 92 to 1075 code for a protein of 327 amino acids. The record is from RefSeq and is a predicted model, not a curated record. The transcript is spliced from 6 exons. Gene Ontology annotation, molecular function: xylosylprotein 4-beta-galactosyltransferase activity. Lineage: Eukaryota; Metazoa; Chordata; Mammalia; Rodentia; Muridae. Gene Ontology annotation, biological process: carbohydrate metabolic process; proteoglycan biosynthetic process.
GCGGGGCGGGGGCGGAGACGCCGCGUAGGCUGGGCAGGCCGGGCAGCGGGGCUGGGAGCCGGAGCCCCAUGUCCUGCUGUGUCCCGCCACGAUGUUACCCUCCCGGAGGAAAGCGGCGCAGCUGCCCUGGGAGGAUGGCAGGGCCAGGUUGCUUCCUGGAGGCCUCCGCCGGAAAUGCUCCAUCUUCCACCUCUUCAUUGCCUUUCUCCUGUUGGUCUUCUUCUCCCUGCUCUGGCUGCAGCUCAGCUGUUCUGGAGAUAUGGCCCAGGUGACCAGGGGACAAGGGCAGGAGACCUCGGGUCCACCCCGGGCUUGCCCCCCAGAGCCGCCCCCUGAGCACUGGGAAGAAGAUGAGUCCUGGGGGCCUCACCGCUUGGCAGUGCUGGUACCCUUUCGGGAACGCUUUGAGGAGCUGCUGGUCUUUGUGCCCCACAUGCACCGCUUCCUAAGCAGGAAGAAGAUCCAGCACCACAUCUAUGUGCUCAACCAGGUGGACCAUUUCAGGUUCAAUCGGGCAGCACUCAUCAACGUGGGCUUCCUGGAGAGCAGCAACAGCACAGACUACAUCGCCAUGCAUGAUGUGGACCUGCUGCCUCUCAAUGAAGAGCUGGACUAUGGCUUCCCAGAGGCUGGGCCCUUCCAUGUGGCCUCCCCAGAGCUCCACCCUCUCUACCACUACAAGACCUAUGUGGGCGGCAUUCUGCUGCUGUCCAAACAGCACUACCAGCUGUGCAACGGAAUGUCCAACCGCUUCUGGGGCUGGGGCCGAGAGGAUGAUGAAUUCUACCGGCGCAUCAAAGGAGCUGGCCUCCAGCUUUUCCGCCCCUCGGGAAUCACAACUGGGUACCAGACAUUUCGCCACUUGCAUGACCCGGCCUGGCGGAAGAGGGACCAGAAACGCAUUGCAGCUCAAAAACAGGAACAGUUCAAGGUGGACCGGGAGGGAGGCCUGAACACUGUGAAGUACCGGGUGGAUUCCCGCACAGCACUGUCUAUAGGAGGGGCCCCGUGCACUGUUCUCAAUGUCAUGCUGGACUGCGAUAAGACAGCCACCCCAUGGUGCAUAUUUGGCUGAGAGCUAAACUGUAAGGAAGCUUUCAGACCUCAAUGCUGCUCAGGCUCAGGAAACCUCAGGCCUUAGGCCCAGCUCAGGAGGAUGCAGAGAGGCCUGAAGGAGUCGCCAGCCAGUCUGCGUCUUCAGCAACCUGGCCCCCAAAGCCAGGCCCAAGCCAGGACCCUGGAACGCUGCUGGAGGUGUGGCCCUUGACUGGCCUUCUCCACCUGGCCUCCUGCCUGCCCUGCUCUGCCUGCCCUCCAUGCGUGCUGAGGCCUGAGGCAGUGAGAAGGUGGCCAGGACGGCCUCAGCAGGGACACGUGCUGCUCGGGAAGAACAGACUAAGGAAGAUGUAGUCCGAAGUCACGUGGCCAGUGUGUACGCUCUGGAAGAACAGACUAAGGAAGCCGUAGUCAAGUCACAUGGCCAGUGUGUACAGCCGCUGCUAUUAAUUAGGAGGCUUAGGAUGUCAGAAGGCAGGACACAAGCCCUUGCGAAGGAGCGGCUGAUACUAGCUGUAGCUGGUGCCACCACAGCGAACUGAAGGACCCCGGGGCACCAGAUCUCACUUUUCAAAAGAAACUAGAACAAUGGAAUCUUAAGCAGAAUUUCCUCUUUUGUUGUCUUUUUAAAAAUGGCAGCAGUUCCCUAAAGCUUUGAAAAGCUGUGGCAGGCCAAACAAAAUGUUUUAUAGUUCACUGGUUUGUCACCUUUGGUUGACUAAAGGGGGAUGAUA